Messenger RNA from Scaptodrosophila lebanonensis, 984 nucleotides. RefSeq names its product venom allergen 3-like. The record is from RefSeq and is a predicted model, not a curated record. Bases 113 to 820 code for a protein of 235 amino acids. Lineage: Eukaryota; Metazoa; Arthropoda; Insecta; Diptera; Drosophilidae. The transcript is spliced from 3 exons.
UGGAAGUUCUCUGGUUGUUCUCUGCAGUUCUGUCCUGCUUCUCCUUUUCAAUGGCACGCUUGCUGGAACCGGUACCUUUAAAUAUUGCCAGCCGCCUUUGUGUGGCAGAGGAAUGAAGCAUAUUGCCUGCAAACAUAAUGGAGAGCUGGGCAAGGCUUGUCCCAUCUCUACCCAGCUGAUAAACAUCUCAGGCCACCAGGCGCUCAUUCUACAUGAACAUAACACGCUGCGCAACACGCUGGCAAGUGGAAAACUCUUCGAUUUGCCUCCGCCAGAGAGGAUGGCAACAAUGCAGUGGAGCGAUGAGCUGGCCAUGUUGGCCGAACUGAAUGUGAAGCAAUGCCAGAUGGUCUACGAUCCAUGCCACAACACCUAUCAGUUCCGCAACUCCGGUCAAAAUCUGGCGAUACAUAACAUGACUAUGCCAGUUGAUACCACACGUAUGACGGACGAUCUAUUGAUCAAGGAAUCCAUAACCAAAUGGUGGGAUCAGUACGAGAAUCUAACAGCGGCGCGCUUAGAGCACUUCCCCAAGGAUAAGGCUGUGCAAGAGGGUCUACGAAACUUUGCUGUCAUGGCCCGCGAUUCCAACACCCAUGUCGGCUGUGCUGCUAUACGCUUUGACCGGGAAAAUGUCCAACAGUUUCUCUUGGCCUGCGACUAUUCCGCCAACUAUGCUGUUGACAAGCCACUCUAUCGCCUCAAGAAUGUUGGCUGUCAAAAUGGUUACGACAAGGUCUUCACAGCCUUGUGUAAGGAGGGCGAGCAGUAUAGGGAUGUGGAGCCACUGGAGACAACCAGCAAAAAGCCAGCAAAGUAGACAACAAGUGAUUGUUAUAAAAUAAAAGUGCAGCCAUGUUUAGGCUUUUAGCAUAACCCUCAACAAUUUGUACUUUUAUAAAGGCAUCUGGUGGAGUGAGUAGACUAUCUUGUGGGAUUGAGUCGUGUGAAGAGGUUGUUUAGAUACAAAAUGCUUUUUAAAAA